This is a messenger RNA of Phoenix dactylifera (date palm), 796 nucleotides long. The record is from RefSeq and is a predicted model, not a curated record. NCBI's taxonomy places the organism in Eukaryota, Viridiplantae, Streptophyta, Magnoliopsida, Arecales, Arecaceae.
AGCGACAUGUGCAUGUGACCACCUCUCUCUCUCUCUCAUUUCCAGUCACCACCUCCAGCCUCUCCUCCAAUGGCUUUCCCAAACCUCUUCUCCUUCUCUCUCCUCCUCUUCCUCUCCUUUUCUACCUGCAAUGUGGCUGUGGUGGAGGCGCAGGCAGAUGACACCAGUUUGCGGCUGAUGACCGACGCUAUGGAGUGGCCAACCACCACCUCCUUGUACUCUUCUUCCUCCUCCUACCCGUUCGGCCAUGAGGUAGACGAAGAAGAGCUUGAAGAGGCGGCGAACCGCAACAGGAGGGCUCUGUUCUGGUACCGGAUCCGGUACUACAUCUCCUACGGGGCGCUGUCGGCCAACCGGGUGCCGUGUCCGCCUCGCUCCGGCCGCUCUUACUACACCCACAACUGCUACCGCGCCCGCGGCCCCGUCCGCCCCUACCAUCGCGGCUGCAGCGCAAUCACCCGCUGCCGGAGGUGAACACAAAAACCCGAAAUAAAACACAAAACAAGAAGAUCCUUCUUUUUAUCCCAUUCCAUGCCGGCGACUAAGUCCCCUGUUUCUAUUUGCUCUGUUCUUGCUAUUAGUAGUGAUUCUAGUGGAUAUAUCUAAGUGUUAUGUCGAUCUGGUUGGGCCAUGGUGGACGGAUAUUGGUGGACGACGGAUCUGAUAUGGUUGCUUUUUUAUUAUAUAUGUAUUUGCUCUUAGUAUUCGGAAUGAGAUUGGUUUUUCUUAUAUUGUUGUUUGACUGAGGAACGUUGAUUUGCCUCUCUCUUUUUUUUAACGGCAAUUAUUUUUUUCC